AUGGCGACUCCCUUCAUUCCGCAACCAGGCUCACCUAUACUCAACCUUCCAGGAGAGCUUCGGAACAAGAUCAUUCGAAAUGUAUUCAAGUACGAGGACCCAAUUCUACUAACACCUGCGCGAGCCACCUACGGCGACCUGAAGUUGAUGCAGGAUUGGUACAUGGCUAGUUCACUCUUUAUCCAUGGCAAACGCCGAAUGCGACAAGCAGAGAACCCACCCACUAUCCUGAUGCGUUUCGAGUUGUCAGAGCGAGAAGAUCUUUCAAACCUUUGGAUCCCGAUAGCCAACAUCAUCGUGGCAACGGUCACUUUCCCUUUGAACACGGAGUUGCGGAUUGAUUUGAUUCGACUUGACUUGCCCGUUCGCGUCAAAGUUGCGGUCAAAACGGCAACUCUUCACAGACUUCAACAGCAGCUCCUUGUCUUUCUUGCUGACGUACUGGAUUUUCAUCCAGGCCAGGGUGCUCAAGUCUGUCCAGGCGUUAUGAUUCAUGGAAACUUCAUGAUUCAGGAAGCCGAGUGCGAGCGAGAGAACGGGAGCAAGUUCCUAGUUAGGAACGAUAAUUCCGAUCUCAAUUCGGACGAGAUGGAAGAGGAGGUUGAUCUGUGCAUCAACAAACUGAUCGAACGUGAUGAUUCUGUUACAGCAGCAUAUCUCCCUCCUCUCGCAAGGAAGGAGCAUGGGGUUUAUACCUCGUUUGACCUGGAUGCGCCGCAUGAUCCCUCAUUGCAAGGAGUGGCUGUACGGCUUGCUUGCUGCUUGCAGGAAGCUAGUAUAGCUCGUUAA
This is a messenger RNA of Alternaria atra, 789 nucleotides long. RefSeq lists its product as uncharacterized. Bases 1 to 789 code for a protein of 262 amino acids. The record is from RefSeq and is a predicted model, not a curated record. Lineage: Eukaryota; Fungi; Ascomycota; Dothideomycetes; Pleosporales; Pleosporaceae. The transcript has 2 exons.